GCGCGUGCGCCCCCCCACCCCCCUCGCCUCUCCCCACCCCGCUCCUACCACCACCACUAGGUCGAGUCGAAGAGGAGGAGGAGGAAGAGGAGGAGGAGGAGGAGGGAUGAGGCGCGCGGCGGAGGGGAAAUGGCUGCCGAAAACAAGCCGGAAGGACUGAAGAAGAUUAGAAAUCCAGAGCGAAUGGUCAGGAUUGCAGUUGGUUACACGGGACACACCCCUCCCAAGAGUGAUGACACCGACGCCAACAGUGAGCCCGGCCAGUUGAAAAUCUACCUUCCUAAGAAGCUACUUGAGUGUCUGCCGAAAUGUUCCUCUCUGCCCAAAGAGCGCCAUCGUUGGAACACUAACGAGGAGAUUGCUGCGUAUCUCAUCACUUUCGAGAAACAUGAUGAGUGGCUGACGACAUCGCCAAAGACCAGGCCUCAAAAUGGCUCCAUGAUCCUUUACAACCGCAAGAAGGUCAAGUACAGGAAAGAUGGCUACUGCUGGAAGAAAAGGAAAGAUGGGAAGACCACCCGGGAGGAUCACAUGAAGCUCAAAGUGCAGGGUGUGGAGUGUCUGUAUGGCUGCUACGUCCACUCCUCCAUCAUCCCCACCUUCCACCGUAGAUGCUAUUGGCUGCUGCAGAACCCGGACAUCGUGCUGGUGCACUAUCUGAACGUUCCGGCGGUGGACGAUAGCGGGAAGCCAUGCGGCCCCGUUCUCUGCUCUAUCAACACGGACAGGAAGGAGUGGGCCAAGUGGAGCAAGGAGGAGCUCAUCGGACAACUCAAACCGAUGUGUGCGGGAAGCAGCCUACACCAGAAAUGCUCCAGUGUCAAGCAGCGCAUCAUCUCAUCCAAGCAGGAGUCAGGGGCAGCAGCAGGGGGUGGCGCGACAGCGGGUGGCGGCGUUACAGCAGGCCAGAGAUCUGAGGAAGCAGAUGGCACAGAGGUCCAGAACAGCGAUGUUUCAGAGGGUCAGACAGAGCCCAGUCCAGGGGGGCGCAGGAGCAGGGCAGGCGGGGGUGACAGGAGGAACGGACGAAUGCCAAAGCCCUCCCUUCUCCCGCAGAGCAGCAUGGAAGUGUCCUCCUCCACCUCCACCAACCAGGUGGAAGUCCCUGACACUACCCAGAGUUCCCCGCUCUCAAUCACCAGUGACAUGGCGGACAGCCCUGCGCUCGCCAUCAGUGCCGGCCUGUCGCAGAGCACUGCCGUGUUCAUGUCCGAAGUCACCACGCUAACCGGGGAUUCGGUUUAUUCAGCUGGCCACACCCACCUUCUGCCGUCCACCCACGAGAGCGCCGCCACCGGCAUCCUGUUGGCCGUCGCCCCCGAAAACCAGAGGUUUGCCUCCUUUCCCGGAGGCGUGGGCUUAGGAGAGGGAGGGGAGUUGGUUCUUUCCAGUUCGCUUGACACGGGCGGAGGAGUCAGCCUUCCGGAGGCUGCCAUGACCUUUGACCCUGACUGCUUCCUUAAUAACCCCAAGCAGGGUCAGACCUACGGAGGAGGUGGAGGAAAGACUGAGGGGUGUAACGGUAACGAUGGGGGGAUCCACUGUUCAUCUAACGGCUUCGUGUACAACCCGUCCCUCGUCAACAACAUCAAGAAGGAAGCGACGCCUAUGGAGCAGCCGCUGGCCCCGCAGAGUAGUUAUGUCGGAGAGGGGGCGGGCCUCAGCCCCAGCACCACUCUGGAGCAGAUGGACUUUAGUGCUGUCAUGUCAUCACCGUGCGUCCCGGGUCUCACCCAGUCCGCGCACCACCCUUCGCCAAAUCUCUUCCUCCAGACCUCCACGCACACCAACCCGCCCUCCCAGCAGCAGACCAACGGCACUGAGGCGGCACAGGAAUCCGAUGACGCCAGAGCUUACAUCAGCCUGCCGGCGGAUCACCCGAUCACCAACGGAGACCACCAUGCACACCUCCACCAAACCAGUCAAGAUCAAAUCAUGUGUGGGAGGAACGGAAAAGGAACAUCAGUGGCCUCUUUCCCCCUAACGGGCCAGGACGCUAAUGUUGAGCAGCCCGGCGGCGGGGUUCGCCACGAGGUCGGUGGCAAAGUUCUUGAGAAUGGCGCAGAGUUGCUGCUCAAGCCUGGCGCUGCUCACGAGGCUUACGCCAGUGUGGACGCUGAGCACUACCUUCACCCUACGGAUGGCAAUGGAGUUGGGGACGAAGCGGGAGGGGGUUGUGGACCUGCAGGAGGAGGAGAAAAUGAAAUUCUAUGUAACGGAGUAAGCUUGUCCGGGGUCGGCGGCUCGGUCGUGGCCAGUCCUCAGUCGAUAGGCGCUGCCGGUGCGAGCAUGGAGAGGGCACUCUACAAUUCCUCUCUUCCUCCACAAGGUGGAGGCGUAACUGCCACGGCGGCUGCAGCAGGAGCAGCCAUCAGCCUGGAGGGCUUUGAGGCUUCGUUUGGAAGCCAGUUCUCUGAUCUAAUCAAUGAUUUCAUCUCGGUCGAAGGGUCUGCGGGCGGGGUAGGGGCUGCCGUCAACGGGGUGCUGAUGCCUCAGGAGGGCGCGGUGGGAGAGGAGCAGGGCACUGGGGAAGGCCACCUACAGGGCUCGGAAGUGGAGCAGGGAGCUCUGGGAAUGCUCCAAGAGACCGGGAGGCUGUUUGCUGUGACAGACUACUCCCCAGAGUGGUCUUAUCCAGAGGGUGGCGUGAAGGUCCUUAUCACGGGGCCGUGGUUGGAGUCAAGCAGUGAGUACAGCUGUCUGUUUGACCACAUCAGCGUCCCCGCGGCCCUCAUCCAGCCUGGCGUGCUGCGCUGCUACUGUCCAGCCCAUGACACAGGACUCGUCAUGCUGCAGGUAGCAAUGGGUGGCGAGGUCAUCUCUUCUUCUGUGGUUUUUGAAUACAAGGCACGCGACCUUCCUGCCCUCCCAUCCUCUCAACACGACUGGCUGUCUUUGGACGAUACCCAGUUCAGGAUGUCCAUCUUGGAGCGUCUGGAGCAGAUGGAACAGAGGAUGGCGGAUAUAACCAAUCAAAACCCUGGCUCUGAAACUAUGGCAACCAAGAGUGGAGGUGUAGAGGGAGGGGGAGCCGCCGAACAGCAAUCUCAAACGUCCCCUGACCACAGCUCAUUUGAGGGUCGUGUUGUAGUCGUGUGCGAGAAGAUGAUGUCCCAGCCCUGUUGGGCUUCCUCCAAUCAGCUCGUCCACAGCAAGAACUCGAGAGGAAUGACCUUAUUGCAUCUGGCUGCAGCUCAAGGCUAUGCCGGGCUCAUUCAGACUCUCAUCCGCUGGCGCACCAAGCACGCUGACAGUAUUGACCUCGAGCUGGAGGUGGAUCCUCUUAAUGUCGACCAUUUCUCCUGCACACCACUGAUGUGGGCAUGCGCUCUGGGUCAUACUGACGCAGCACUGGUGCUUUACCAGUGGGACCCAAGAGCUUUGGCAAUUCCCGAUUCUCUGGGACGCUUGCCGCUCAAUAUCGCCAGAUCUCGGGGCCACACGCGACUGGCUGAGCUCUUGGAGCAGCUACAACAAAGUCCUCAAGCUCAAAGUCAGCCUGCUGAUACGUGGAUGGACAGGUGGAGAGGAGGCGCCGAGAUCAGCAGAAUACACAACAGUCACUCCUCAAAUGGAAACUCAGAACUGAGGCGAGCCCGCACCGAGAGCCAGCCCAGCAACCAGACCUGGAACCAAACAGGACACAGAGCUUCACAGACAACCCAGGGAGAGCAAGGGGGUCCACCCCCAGCGAAAAGACUCAAGCCCACCCAGCAACAGCUCGCUAACUCAACCUCCAGCAACCUCAACUCCCUCCCCAACCACCACAGCCCGAACACUCACGCUUCCCCUCUUCCAAGUCCUCAACAAAGCCAACAUCCCAACCUCAGCAAUCGGAGCGCACCUCCCGCCAGCUUCAGUCCUGACUGUCUUCAGCUCGCCAGCCCCUCCUUCUCCCACCUGCAGGCCAGGAUAGGGGCGUCUGGAGGCGGGGCCAGGUGGAGUCUGAGACAGACUCUGGGGCAGCGUAGUCUAGCCAGGAGGAUUCUCGGCAAGGAGCGACUAGCUGUUCACCUGCGCCAGAGAGUCCUGUCAGAUAGGGGAGAGGGGACGGAGCUGCUGACCUAUCAGGAUAACACAGAGGACUUGCAGAUGGACAUUUCAAUGCUCACUGAUCACAUCAUGGAGACAUCCGCUGCUCGACUCAAACAGGAGGAUAUGGAGACUGAGACAGACUCCGGAAGGGUGGGCCUCGGCGGCGAUGUCAGACUACUGUCCGGUUAUCUUGCUGAGGUGGAAAGGUUCCUUAAUGCCAAGCCCCAGACUCCUGGCCCGAAAGCAAACUCUCACUCAGGGCCUGAGGCUAUGAAAGCCGAACGCUUGAAAACGGACUCCUCCUUUCUUGCCAUGACAGAAGCGGAGCAGAGAGAGCUGUGUGACACCAUCAGGAAUGCUCUGCACUCUCUUCGAAAACACAAGGGUCCUAUUCAGGAACAACGCAAAGAGAUUGCAGCAGUGAUUCAACGCUGUUAUAAGAGAUACAAGCAGUAUGCACUUUAUAAGAGGAUGACCCUGGCAGCCAUCCUGAUCCAGAGUCGUUUCCGGAGUUUCCAUGAGCAGAGGAAGUUCCAGCAGAGUCGCAGAGCAGCAGUCCUCAUACAGCAAUACUAUCGCUCCUACAGACACUCCCUCAGCAACCUUCUGACAAAGAAACAGAACCAGGCUGCACGCAAGAUCCUGAGGUUUCUGCUCCGAUGCCGCCACAGCCCUUUGAUGGACCAUAGGCCCCUGAAGCGGGGUCAGAGAGCAGAAAAAGGCCAGGGGUCCUGAGAUCCCACCGCCAGGCCCCACCCACAGCCCACUAAGCCUGUGAGCAACCCCCCCCCCACACACAUUCCCCUUCUUUUUCUCUUUCCUCUCCAAUCUAUAUUCCUCCCUGCCUCCCUCUCCUCCCCCAUCCAUUCUCUCCCCCCCUCCCCUUUUUCGCUCGCCCUCUAUCCUGUCCUCUCGAGAGGAAGACGCUUCCCAUAGAGACGGAGGAUAGGCUAGGUGUCCAUCAUGGCAGCUCAGACAGACAGACUACCAGGGCGAGCCCAGGGAUCUGGCUCCGUCCGCAGCACUGAUCCUCCUCCGCAGUUCCACUGGGAGGCCAUCGCAUUAACCUCAUGGCAUUCUUUGCACUCUUCAUGGGUAUGUUUCCAAGCGGGAGGAAGCGGAUGGCUGCCGGCGUCGGCGCGGCGCCGCCCAGUUGUGGUGAAAAGCUUCAGCUCCCUCACUCGCCAAAGGCAACUCGGACUUGCCGAACUCAUGCAAAACCCGUUGCGUUUUGUACCCAAACACUGAUCCAUGAAAGGAUAAGAAAACAUAAACCAAAAAAAACUCACGUCUAUGUCGCAUAUGCAUGCAAGUUACUUCUUGGUUCUUUUUUUGCUUAUUCCUCCUCUCCAUCAUGCCCAAGAGCUCUCGAGACAAACCAUCCUGUUAAUCAUCAUAAUGUCACCAACCAGUCUGACUCUUCUUACAUUACUUACAAACCUACCAAUCAGUCACCUGAUCAAAAAGGGGAGGAACCACUUGAAUGUAAGAGGAGCAUUGUUUCCGAGAGGGUGGGAGUCUGAAUUAACGAUGUCUUAAUUUGUUACAUGGACUUUGUAUGGAGUUUGUUCUCAGAGGCGACACUUUGCUCGCCCGCGUGGUGUCCGUGUUCGUUCAAUUCAAUGCAUGUGUUUGAGCCGUGAGCUCCUGCAUGCUUGCCAAACUGCUUUCGUGUUGUUUCUUUUGUAUUUCUAUGUGGAGUUGUGUCUCACUGUUCUCAUCGACUUAUCCUUGCCCUGCGUAAUGUGAACUGUGUUAAGGACAAAUGACAAUAUUUGGGGUGCUUUUUUUAAAAAAAAAACAAAAAAAAAACAGCAACAACAACAAAGUUGUUUGUUUUUUUUGGUUUAUUUUUGGGGUCUAAUUAUUUAUUUGAGAAGUGGUUAAGCUUGAGACUGGUUUCCCCCCCCCUGCCCCCCCCCCCCCUUGUGUGCUAAAAUAUGACAUGUUGCGGUGAUUAAAUGUCUCUGUUAGUUCUUUGCGUGAACCUCUAAAUCCUAGCUGUGGUUUUGAGGAAAGAGUAACAUACAGUAACAUUGCCUUGACUUCUUCCUGACUCUGAGAGGUCUCUAUGCUUGCUCUGUACAGGACACGGGUCCAGUACCUUCCCCGAUACGGGGCAUUGAUCCCCAUAUUAGCCCAUACGGGCAAUCAAAUCCUUAUUUUGGACUAUUGCAUAUUCCUGUAUAUAAACUGACGAGGUAAGGGGAUACGAGGACCCUGAAACUUUUUCAUAAGAGGACUGUAUUUAAGAUUAUAAAUUAUUUUACUCCCAUAAUGAGAACUUAACAUAAAGACCUGGCUACACAGGAUGGCUGUAUUGCUUGUACAUAAUGUAGAUAUUACAAACUGAGUAAUGUGCAUGAUAUUUAAGACGCAGAAACAACAAAAAGAACAUGUUAGUGGCGGCUAUGGACUGUGAGAGGAUUUUAACGACUUCACUUUAAGAGUAUCCAGUAUAAGUGUUACUGAAAAGAACAUUUUGUUCAAGCAUGCAAAUGAAAAAUCUAACGUUAGAAUUAAAUAAGUGGGAAAAACAAAGUUAGCUGAAACAAUGAUCUUUCAGACAAAAACAUUUACACGUUGUGCUUUUGUUCCUUGGCUCGCAAGAAUCCAACACUUUUUGCCAGUAGUGCCAAUUAUUAUGAAUGCUAUUUUGCCUAAUACAUUUUGUUGGGAGAAAAGAAAAAAAAUACCAACACCCAAAAGAUAUCAGUAAGAUGCACAGAGGCAACACACACAGACUAUAAACAGUAGACAAGAUAGUAAAUAGCUCAACAGUAGUUUGACUAGAGGAUGACAUUGAAGAUGCAAUUGUUAAAAUAACGGUGAUGAAGACGCUGACAAAGAUCGUUUUUAAUGUGAAUGCAUUGACCCAAAAAAGACAAGAAGAGGGUGCUACGUUCUUUACAAUGUGGUUGUGCUUCAGCAACAUACUACUUUUCGUUCAACCAUUCUCACCAUUCAGUCAAACAGAAUGUCUCCGUCCCACUCCUUACAUAUCAUUUCAAACCUUCUCUCCGUUCUCACUGCCAUGAUGUAACACGUGCUUAAGCGCUCUGGAAAGCUCUGUUUAGGAAGUGCCUGAUCAAUAACAGAAAAUUGCAAGUUCAUAUCAGGAAAAAUAGCUAUUGUGUGUUCUCCGAAUGGCUGCCAGUUUACCUUUUUAUUUCUCCUAAAUGGUGUGUUAAAAAAUGACAGUGUUGGACUUGAUUCGAGUUAUGUGCGCUAAUUUGUCAGAGGCUAGACUGAAUGCUCAUGAUCAUUUUUGCCCGCUUGUGUGUGUGCAAUGUUCAGUAUUAGAACGGUCAAAUCUCUCAAUUCUCAGUCACGAGUCAAUCGAAUGCCUUGGAGUCAGAGCCUGUGUUUUCCUGCACGGGUUCGCAUGGAAACGUUCUCGUAGCAUUAAGCAGAAAAUAAGAACACAGCCGUUUUCCAGACAACAUGUCUUGUACAUUCUCUCUCGCUUUCUCCAUUCACCCCAUGUCUCUCUCUCUCUCACACACACACACACACACACAGACACACACGUACACACACUCAAGUGCACACGGUCAGAAACACCAGAAGGCCACAGUCUUUCUCUCUGUGCUUAUGUCUUUGGGAACGGUUCAAUCUCUCCCUUAGAUUUUACUCAGGGUUGAAGAACAGGGAGAUAAAAUGUGGAGUGUCACUAACUCAUCGCUAACACUUUGUGUAUGCACGUGUAUUCCGUACGUUAGGGAUACUCCGGUUUGUUUAUCUAUCGAGUUGAGUCAGCUCAUUUUCUAUCGUGGUUCUUAACUGGCCCUCUCUCAUGCAUAUAGUCUCAUUUUGUGAGGCAGUGAAUGUGAUUUAUUGAAACUGUAACGUGUGUCAUUUUUUUUCUACGAGAAAAGGGAAAUAAGGAUUGAGUGAUUUCUAAUGGUCAUAAACGCACAAGAUUAAUACAAAGAAUUCAAAAUACAGUACUGUAAGUUUCAGUCACGUGCUACCUUAAUUCAAACACAAGUCUAGUGCUAAAUAUUUGGAAGAUCUCAAAAUUGCGCCCUCAGUAUCUUUCUCAAUUAAACACUCCUCCCACAUCAUCACAACUUCUUUUUAGAUUCUCAAAACACACACACACACCGCAAUAUCCUCACGCACAGAACGGCUAACACGGAGAUCACUAUACUUUUGUUUAUGGAGAGAGUGUUGGCUGGAAGAAGAACAAAAGAGAUUAUGUCAAAAAAAAAAAAACUUGUCAAUGAAAAAAAGUUAAGGUAUGAAUGAGACAGUUGAUGGCAGACGUGCGGAGAUGUCCUCUGUUUCCCAAUGGUGCGCCUGGAAAAUGAAUGGUACCUGUAUAACCUUUUAUGCCUUGUCUCUGAGGCAGAGUGCCCAAACACCACAUUGCAUGCUCGAAUGGUAGACCCUCAUAGAUAAGCUAAGGUUUAGACCUCUCCACUCCCCUGUCUUCCCUCUGUCUCAUCUCCUGCUCUAUUCCAACCUUGCCUGCUGUUGUGUUCUCCAUGCCUAUCAUUCCUCUUCUUUUGUAGCCUACUUUGACUUCCUAUGUUCUACUUUUUGGGUUUGCAUGCACAAGCAUCACAAAAACUGUUGAUGUUUUUAAGAGAAUAUUUUGUUGCUGAGGCCAUGCAAAGUGUUUUGAAUAUUGCCCUUAUAUGUGGAAAAUGUCCUCUGAAUGCUUUACAUAAUUUCUGCUGUAAAAUGAAAUCAGAAUAAAAAAGAAAAUUUGCACUUUAA
Molecule: messenger RNA, 8760 nt
Organism: Syngnathus typhle (broad-nosed pipefish)
Lineage: Eukaryota; Metazoa; Chordata; Actinopteri; Syngnathiformes; Syngnathidae
Product: calmodulin-binding transcription activator 1-like
Exons: 23
Coding region: 130-4770 (1546 amino acids)
Biological process (GO): regulation of transcription by RNA polymerase II
Cellular component (GO): nucleus
Molecular function (GO): double-stranded DNA binding; transcription coregulator activity; protein binding
Source: RefSeq, a predicted model, not a curated record